AUGAAUAUCACGCAUCCUCUUGGUAAUGAAGUCAGUACGGCUUCGUUUUCCUGUUAUACAUCCGAAGAAAUUAAGAAGUUAUCUGUCAAAGAAAUAGUUGAUCCUAUUAUAUUUGACGCAGUCGGUAUUCCUAACGAAGGAGGGCUAUACGAUCCCGCCUUAGGUCCUUUCACUCAAAGUGCCUUUUGUGGGACAUGUAAUCUUGAUUUCUAUCGUUGUCCUGGUCAUUUUGGACAUAUAGAAUUACCUGUGCCUGUAUAUAAUCCUUUGUUCUUUGUACAUAGUCUUGCACUUUUGCGAUCAAUAUGUCUCGAAUGCCAUAAUUUUAAACUUAAUUUAUCACAGACAUUCCAGUAUACUGCUAAAUUAAAACUAUUAAAACAUGGGUUGCUCUUGGAAUCACAAAUGGUAGAUGGAAUUGGUUUUAAUAAUUCUUUAUUUAAUGAUAACGAUAUUGAUUAUGAAAACAAUGGCGAUGACAAUUUCAAUAAUUCACCUGAUUCAGUAACGACCGAACAUGCUCGUGCGCUUGAUCAAUUUGUGAAAAUGAGCCUGAAAAAAGGAGACGGAAAGCAUAAGCUUACAGCCAUAAUUGCAGAAAGAAAAAAAAUCAUUUUGGAAUUUCUGCAUACUUGUUCCAAAAUCAAGCAAUGUGGACGUUGCGGCUCCUUUUCUGCAUCAUUUAAAAAGGAAGGAUAUUCAAAAAUUUUUCGAAAGCAAUUAUCUGUAAAGUAUCAAAAAUUACAGGGGGAUCAUUUUGUAAAAUCAAGGAAGAGAAAUUCACAUGCAGAGGAAGUUAUUUCGGAAAAAGAAAUUGAACACGAGCAACAAUAUAUACAUGAUGAAGUUAAUAAUAACACGUCUUCAAAAAUUGGAAAUGAAUUUAUUACCCCCGGAGCUUUGCGUGAUCAUUUUCUUAAGCUAUUUGUGAAUGAAUCCGAACUAUGUACAAUGUUAUAUUGCGCUCAGGGACUUUUAUCAGAUGUUAUGGGUUUUCGUCACAAAUCUCCAAAAACUGUCAGUGCGAAUAUGUUUUUUAUAGACGUUGUUGCAGUUCCUCCUACGCGGUUUCGACCUGCUAACAUUGUCCAUGAUAAGACAAUGGAAAAUCCACAAAAUGAACAUUUAAUAAGGAUAUUGAACGCACGUCAGGGAUUUCUCAAUUACGCUGCAAAGAUGAACGAAAGCAAAAGUCCCGAAAGUCAAGUUGCGGAAGCUCAUAAGGAGAUUUUAAAUAGCUUGAUGAAAGCCUGGAUAGAUUUACAGGAUGCUGUGAAUGGUAUGGUGGAUAAUACCAAAGGAAAUAUACCAACCGCAUAUGGCAAGCAAGCAGCUGCUGGAAUCAAGCAAAUCUUGGAAAAAAAAGAAGGAUUAUUCCAUCCCUAUGUUGAUACUGAUGAAAUAGGUGUUCCGUUAAGAUUUGCCAAAAAACUUACUUAUCCAGAACCAGUUACUGAAUAUAACCUUAGAGAAAUGACUAAUGCUGUUAUUAAUGGACCAGAUAUAUGGCCAGGUGCUACACAUGUCCAACACGAAGAUGGCACUUUAGUAAAUUUGGCUAGUUUACCUUUAGAAUCUCGUAUUGCUCUAAGCGAACAAUUGAUUCGGGAAGAUACUUUUAAAUCACCUUUUACUCAAUACCACAUUAAAGCACAAUGUUUGAAUAAAAAAGUAUUUCGCCAUCUUCGUAAUGGUGAUGCGUUGCUUUUGAAUCGUCAACCUACUCUUCACAAACCUUCUAUUAUGGCUCAUAAAGCUAGAAUUUUAAAGGGAGAAAUGACAAUCCGAAUGCACUAUGCAAAUUGUAAUUCUUAUAAUGCAGAUUUUGAUGGUGAUGAAAUGAAUAUGCAUUUUCCUCAGAAUGAAAUUGCUCGUGCUGAAGCUAUGAUCAUUGGUAAUACUAAUAAACAAUAUCUUGGACCUACUUCUGGUAAUCCCUUGAGAGGUUUGAUCCAAGAUCACGUGGUUACUGGUGUAUGGAUGACUUGCAAAGAUACGUUUUUUAUUAAAGGUGAUUAUCAGCAGAUUGUGUUUGCUGCGUUGAGACCCGAUCCCCGCGAUACAAGAAAAGUUUUGAUCGUUCCACCAGCUAUUUACAAACCGAAACCAUUAUGGACUGGCAAGCAAAUUAUAACGACAGUAUUAUUAAAUUUGACAAGAGGUCGUGCACCUCUUAAUUUGAAAUCGAAAAAUAAGAUUUCAGCUAAAUAUUGGGGAUGGAGUGCUUCUGAAGAAGAUACAGUUAUUUUCAUGGAUGGGGAACAUCUAACAGGCGUACUUGAUAAAUCACAAUUUGGUAAUACUUCUUUUGGUUUGAUUCAUUCUUGUUAUGAAUUAUAUUCUGCCGACAUUGCAGGGCAAUUUUUAAGUAUUUUGGGAAGAUUGUUUACGGCUUAUAUACAAAGAUGUGGUUUUUCUUGCCGUAUGGACGAUUUGCGUUUAACUCCUGAAGGAGAUUUAGAAAGGAAACUGUUAAUGGAAAAUAAUACAGACAUUGGAAAAUGGACUGCAUUCGAAUACGUUGGAAUGAAACACGUUCUCGAUAAAUCAGAUUUACCAAAUGUUGAUAAAGAUUUUAAAAAUAUGAUGGAAGAAGUAUUGAGGGAUACUGAAAAACAUCAAGGAUUAGAUGCUGUCAUGAAAUCAAGAGUGAAUAGAUUGACAUCAUCAAUUAUUAGCACUUGUAUUCCGAGAGGAUUGUUAAAAUGCUUUCCAUAUAAUAAUAUGCAAACAAUGACGAUAUCUGGUGCAAAGGGAACAAACGUUAAUGUGUCUCAAAUUUCUUGCUGUUUAGGUCAGCAAGAAUUAGAAGGUCGUCGUGUACCAGUGAUGAUAAGUGGUAAAACUCUUCCGUCGUUUCGACCUUAUGAUCCUUCUGCACGUGCGGGAGGCUUUAUUGGUGGUCGUUUCUUGACCGGGAUUAAGCCUCAAGAAUAUUUUUUCCAUUGUAUGGCUGGUCGUGAAGGACUUAUAGAUACGGCUGUAAAGACAAGUCGUUCAGGAUAUCUUCAAAGAUGUCUAAUAAAGCAUCUAGAAGGAUUACGCGUUCACUAUGAUCAUACAGUUAGAGAUGUAGAUGGCUCGGUGAUUCAAUUCAAUUAUGGAGAAGAUUCACUUGAUGUUGUCAAGCAAAAGCAUCUUAAUAAAUUUCAAUUUAAUGCUGAAAAUCACAAAGCGUUAAUACAAAAGUAUGAUAUAAUCAAAGCACCUUUAUUAUUUGAUAUUUCAAAAGCUUCUCUUCAUGCAAAGAAAGCUGCUAAAAAACCUGAGAAAUACGAUCCAGUACUUUCAAUAUACUCUCCGAGCAGAUAUCUAGGUUCUGUUUCUGAGAGUUUUCAUAAUGCGUUGGAAAAGUAUGUGAAGGAGAACCCUGAUAAUCUGUUUGGUGAAUCCCUCAAAGAAAGUUCAUUGACUGGACCAGCAUUUACAAAACUCAUGCAUCUUAAAUAUUUGCAUAGUCUAGUUGAACCUGGCGAAGCAGUUGGAUUAUUAGCUGCUCAAGGUAUUGGAGAACCUUCAACCCAGAUGACUUUAAAUACUUUUCACUUUGCUGGUUUUGGCGCAAAAAAUGUUACACUUGGUAUCCCUCGUCUUCGCGAAAUUAUAAUGACAGCUUCUGCUAAUAUCAAAACGCCCAUGAUGACUCUUCCUUUACGAAGCCAUGUUUCUGAUGAAGAUGCCAAGAACUUCUGUCAAGAAAUUAAUAAAUUAACUCUUUCUGAAGUUAUAGAACAAAUGACAGUACGUGAACAAAUUAUACGAAAACAAGUUGAUUCUGGAUCAACCGAAACAAUACGUAAAAAAAUGUAUACAAUUCGUAUGGAAUUUUAUCCAAAACACGAAUAUAAAGAAGAAUUUAAUAUUUUUCCAUGUAAUAUUGAGGAUGCGAUUGAAUUAAAUUUUAUUAAAUAUCUUGAAUUUUCCAUAAAGAAAGAGGUUAAGCAUGCUAGUAAUAUAAACGACCAAGUUGAUGUUGAUUUUGAUUUUGGAAAGCCGCUCAGAAAAUCAAAGGAAUUAAGAAACGAAUCAUUUGAUGAAAGCGCACCUAUUCGAAACGCUGGCGGAGAUGAAUCAGAUGAUGGGGAUGGUGAUGCAACAAAUGCAAAGGUUCGUUUAAGAACUCGAGAACAUGCUACAUAUGAUGCACCUGAUGAGGAUGAUUUAGAGAUUAUCCGACAAACCCAAAGGGCUAUUCCCGAUGAAGAGGAUUUCGAAAUGACAUAUGAAGAUGAGCAUCCUAAUGGAUUAAGUGAAGAGCAUGAGCAUGAUAUAAGCACGACAAGCACAUCUUCACGUCGACAGAGAAAUAAUAGAGUUGUAAAUGGAUUAAAGGAUAGAAGUGACAGAAUUAUAUUGGGUUCAACUUAUGUCACUAAUUAUCGCUUUGAUUAUGAAAAUGGCAGCUGGUGUAUGGCGCAAUCUGCAAGCAAAAAAGCAGUUAUACAUGAAAUUCAUGGUAUUUCAAAAUGUUAUCCUAUUGAAAACGAAUCUCAUGAUGAUGCUUCAAAAAUCGUUGCAACGGAGGGUGUUAAUUUCUAUAGUAUUUGGAAAUAUGACAAUAUAAUAGAUUUAAAUAACAUUUAUUCCAAUGAUAUAGCUGCUAUUCUUAAUACUUAUGGCAUUGAGGCAGCAAGGGCAGCUAUUCUAAAGGAGAUUUCGGGUGUUUUUGCAGUAUACGGUAUUGAUGUAAACACCAGACAUUUGACUUUAGUUGCUGAUUAUAUGACUUUUGAAGGAAAGUACAAACCAUUUAAUAGAAUUGGUUUAGAUACAAGCACAUCUCCUUUAUUAAAAAUGAGUUUUGAAAGUACAUGUUCUUUUUUAACACAAGCUACUCUUCAUGGAGAUACUGAUUUAUUGGAUUCUCCAUCAGCAAGAAUAGUAUUAGGUAAAGUUAUUCAAGGUGGAACUGGAUCUUUUGAAGUUAGAGUUCCAUUUGAACCAGUUUUAAAAUAUCUUAAAACUUGA
Funneliformis caledonium is the source of this 4968-nucleotide messenger RNA. The record is from the annotation of a GenBank genome assembly. Lineage: Eukaryota; Fungi; Glomeromycota; Glomeromycetes; Glomerales; Glomeraceae.